Molecule: messenger RNA, 1546 nt
Organism: Zophobas morio
Lineage: Eukaryota; Metazoa; Arthropoda; Insecta; Coleoptera; Tenebrionidae
Exons: 10
Coding region: 104-1030 (308 amino acids)
Molecular function (GO): protein binding
Source: RefSeq, a predicted model, not a curated record
CCGGUGAAAUGAUUGAAGAUAAAUUCUCAGAUGCAUCCAAGUCAGUAAUAAAAGUUCGAGCAGUAACCUAACUUCCGUUGAGCGGCCUCAGCUAGAAUUUAGUAUGCAUCUAGACAAAGUAUUGAAACAGUUUCAUGAUAACAAUGAUGUUUCUGCCGAGAGUUUGCGAAGCGUUGCCCUUGCCGCCACCAUGGCUACUACAGGCAUGUGCUACAUUGAAGAAUACGGAUUGUACUAUGACUAUUCUACCCGUUACUAUUACGAUCCGAGUUCUCAAUAUUUUUAUGAUCCCGAAAACAAGCGCUACAUGACUUAUAAUUCGAAGAAAGACUCUUAUGAAGUUUCCUUGCAACUUAACGAAGAGAGGAGCUUACAGCCCAAUAUUGAACCUUUUUCUUCACCCAAAAAAUGGAAGAGGGGCACUUUUAAGAAGAGCAAUAAAAAUAUUUUGUGCGCAAGGCUUGUGGCGUUAGCCGACGGCUUUAAUAUAAAGAAAGGGUCCGUUUAUGUUUUUGGCAGGGAAGGUGCGGGUAUUGGUCGGGAGUCGCUGCCUGGUACUAUACUUUGCAUUUCCAGCCUGCAGAUCAGCAAGCGGCACGCUAUGAUUAGUUUUGAUCUAGAGCGCAACACCUUUUAUAUUAAGGACCUGGGCAGUUUGCACGGGACUUUUGUUAAUAAUAAACGGAUUAGCGUUAGUCGUGCGCAGAGCAGAGAGAUUUACUUGCGUGAGUUAGACAAGAUCGUCUUUGCUGACGCUGUAGAAUUUAUCGUCCAUCUGCAUACCGGGACUAAGUGCUGCAGCGAAUGUGCUCAAGCCUUUGAAAAAGCAACGAGUCGCCAACAACCCGGAGUGUCGGGUGAUUUGGUUGUACAAGCCGAUCCAGUUUAUGUUUCAGACAGUAUUGCGCUUCCUUCAUUAUCUAGUGAGGAGGAACGAAGAGAAAGUAUGCGGCUUAUGAAAAAAAAAUAUGGUUUAUAUCGUGAAGAAAUUGGUAAGUGUGGGGCCCAUACAAUAAUAGUCGGCCUAUAAUACAAACUUAUAGUUGAUCAUAUAGUAAAGGUAUGUUUGCAGUAUUGAAUGUACCGCUAAUCUGACGAAUAAUUAUCCCUUGAACUGAAGCUUCUACCUUAUUUUACUUAUAAAUCAUGCUCUCUAAAUGUCUGGCCUUAACCCAGAGUAUAAGGACAGGCUGCUGCGCGCAGGAAAAAAUACCCGGGGUUAGAUAUCGGCGUUUAUGAAAAGUUUGUGUACCCUGUGGUUUCAGCUGGAGAACACGAGCCUCUUCCUGUAGAAAACAAAGGUUAUCAGUUGCUACAGGCGAUGGGCUGGACCGGGAAAGGCCUAGGCAAAAAUCAGCAGGGGAUGUUGACGCCUUUAGCGAUUAAGCCAUUGGAAGGCAAAGCAGGGCUGGGCGCUGAUAAAAAGUUAAAUAGUUCAGAAAAAGAAAAGUUAUGGAUGAAAGCUCGUCUGCGUUACGAAAACACAAAUACAGAAACCUAGUGUUAUUGGUUAACUAGCGCUUAUUAUUAAAAGUUAACAAGGCGA